AUGGGUGAAGAAAUAUAUUCUCAAAUCGAGGAAUUCGUUGAAAAACAUCGACAAUUAUUAGAAAGUCGUGAAAUAUCAGAAAAUCUUCAUUUAUGGAUUGAUUUAAUAUUUGGUCAUAAAUUAGCUGGUGAAAGUGCAGUUGAAGCAAAAAAUGUUUGCCUUCAAUUAGUUGAUCAUCAUGAAGACUUACGUAAUGGAGGAAUCGUACGAUUAUUUCUUAAACCUCAUCCUCCACGUUUUCUUGCAUCUACACGACAAAUGAUUGAUAAUUCAGCUUCGAUAUCAACCACACGUCAUGCUACAAUACUAGAUGAAGAACCAACAAAAAGAAUAAGAGCACUAUCAAGUGUAGGCAAUAGUCGAUCGAAUGAUUCGACAUUAUUAGCUAAUGAAUUAAAUGAUACAUUUUCUCAUUUGGAUGCUAUUGAACAAUUACUUUUAUUAACUUCAAUGUCAUUUGGUAGACUUCCAUUAUCAAGUUUACACAAUCAAACAUCAAAAUUUACAUCAACAUUUCUUCUUGCAUGUCAACGUGAUUUACAAUAUUUUGGUGUAUGUUUAUUAGAAUUAAUUUUACUUAGUAAACAACAUUAUAUAUCAGCGAAUUCGAAUGGUUCACAACGUUUAGCAACAGCUAAACAAAUAUUAAAUAAUAAUUGGCAUCUUAUUCCUAUACCAUUUCGUGCAUGUCUUAGUUUGUUAUUAAUGGAUUUACCAAAUGAAAAUGAAAGUAAUAUUCAACAACAAAUUUCAAAUCGGGCUAUUAAUGUUGCAUUUUUUUUAAAUCGAUGGACAACGUAA
Messenger RNA from Rotaria sp. Silwood2, 801 nucleotides. Lineage: Eukaryota; Metazoa; Rotifera; Eurotatoria; Philodinida; Philodinidae. The record is from the annotation of a GenBank genome assembly.